Protopterus annectens (West African lungfish) is the source of this 5469-nucleotide messenger RNA. RefSeq names its product nurim (gene NRM). Gene Ontology annotation, cellular component: nuclear membrane. Bases 15 to 881 code for a protein of 288 amino acids. The record is from RefSeq and is a predicted model, not a curated record. Lineage: Eukaryota; Metazoa; Chordata; Ceratodontiformes; Protopteridae. The transcript has 4 exons.
UCCUGCUGUUUGCUAUGGCGGGCACAGCGUUCACAGUUCUGGGGUUGUGCUUAACUUUGCUCUGUUUGCUCAACUUCAUUUUUGUCUUUGGUACUGGUGUGGAAUUUAUCCGAUUUAUAUCACUGCAAGCCAUCUUCUACAACAUCAGUGGGGCGGUGCAGCAGCCCAAAGGAGAUGAUGCAAAUCGUGAAUGGAAUAUUAUAUUACGUGACCCACGCGUUCUGCGACCACUUGCUGUAGACCUAGGCCUCAUCAUCGUUUUCAUACUUCAGCACAGCUUGAUGGCCACUUCUACAAUCAAAAGGUGGAUAACAGGGAUAUUUGGUGUUUUACAGAGGUCACUGUAUGUCUUUAGUACUUCUGUCGUUCUCCAAGUCAUCAUGAGAUACUGGCAGCCAGUGAGAGAUGCACCACUGAUAUGGAGUGCCAGCACCGUACCAUGGAAUACGUGGAUUCCUCUCAUUUGCUUUGUCCUUCACUUCUUUGCUUGGCUCAUAAUUUUUACCAUAAUCCUGAUUUUUGACUAUGCUGAGCUUAUGGGAGUUAAACAGAUUUAUUACUACUGCCUUGGACUUGAAGAUCCACUAUCUAUGAAGUCCUUGCGUGCACAGAGGCUGUAUUCCCAUCUUCGACAUCCUGUCUACCUGGAAUUUCUCCUUAUACUUUGGGCUGUCCCUUGCCUAUCACUUGACCGCGUCUUGUUGGCCACAUUGUUUACCUUGUACCUGACUUGUGGCCACAGUCUGGAUGAACAGGAUUAUCGUUAUCUCCGAGUACAGCUGGAUAGAAAGUUAGAGAUCUUUUCUAGAGAAGAAAUCACAUACGGACAACUCCUCGCGGCCAAUGGCAGUCGCAGCGAAAACGCAGAUAAAGAGCAGUGAAGCAAGGUGCACACUGACGCGCAUGUUCUGUUUGCUUUCAUCCUCCUGCACUAGUGGUGGGUUUGACAUGCCAAUAGACUGUGCCUUGAUUUGACCUUCUAGGUCGGAAGGACUUUUUAAGACACCAAAAUGUAUUUUGAUACUUAGGGAUUUUAUUUGCUUGUUUUAAUUGUUAUGAUUGGAAAUUUUUUUCAUUUUAAACCAUGGUGCUUUUAAGAGCUUAAAUACAAAGAUGGGGGGAAGUAGAGUACUCGUAGUUUAAGUACUAAGUAAAAGUAAACCUUUUUGGUACACAAAGUUAAAAUGUGGAUCUGUGUAUAAUGAACUCAUGCAAUAUUUUAGUGUGCUUUACAAAUCGGUGGCCCUGAGUCCUGUUACAAUAACUGGAAGAAAACUUUAAAUUUGCAUUCUGCUUUAUAAACUCUCUUCCUAAAACAACCAUUUUCAGGCCUCACCUUUCAAAAGAUCAGAACAUGAACUAUAAUGCUUACGGGUCUAAGUUUAACAGCACUUCUCCUUCACAUUAUUCACUUAAGGACUCUGAACUGGUGCUGUAUAGUUCACCAUUUGUAGUGUAUGUAGCAGGCAAGCCUUAUUAUAGUCUCUCUUUUGUUUGUGUUGUUGCUGUGACCUGCUACUGGGUUCUGAUGACAGUUUAGUGUUUUUUUUUUUUUUUUAACAGACUUCACUUUUUUCAUGUUUAGAAACUUUUUAAUUAAACAUUUUGUCAUUGUCUACCACCACUUUAAAGAAAUACAUUCCUACAGGAAAGGAUACCACUGCUAACAAACAUUCCAUUGAUGAAAAUCACUGCCAAUUUGUCCGUUCAUUAAGACAUCAGGGAAUUCUCAGUGACACUGUGUCAGAUAAGAGACCUGCUACCCUUUCUCUUGUCAUUACUUUCAGUGAUGGGCAGUUUCAGUCCAGUUCUUCCGCUUAAACAUCAGUAGAUACAAUGUAUAGUGGCUGUUAAGUUCUGGGAUGCAUUCUGCCCAGUUUCAAGGUAACCUGAGAUGGUCCAUCAGUAAAAUUUUCACUUUCAUGAGUGUUCACUGAUUGGUCGUGUUGCUGUGUGUAGUCAUCACUAGUGAUACAUGUAUGUAUGUUCCAACCCCCCACCACCACAGAGUAUGCCCAGCAUUUUAUUUUAGGGCAACAUGGAAUCCAUAUCUUGUUAACUUGCUCUUUUCAUCACUGCAAAGAUAUUGCUUUGAAAUAAGUGUCCAUUUAUUUAGCAUCUGGAUUAGAUUGCUCAACCCACUUCUUUCAUUAGGUCCUGCACAUUUAACUUCUUGUCACACUGUUUGCUAGACUUAAUACAGGCUUUUUGGUCCCAUUAUUAUUUUUCUCUACACCCCCUUUUUUUCCUGUGUUUUUCCCACUGUGUUUGCCAACCAUCAAGCCACUCCUUAUCGGACCCAAGUCUGUUUCCUAGGGAUGAGGUGUUCCUUUGAAAUUCCCUCGACUGAGAGUUGUACAGAAGAGCAGUCAUCUGAAAAAACAUUGGUGAACUUGGUGCUAUCACCAGCAUUGUAGCAAUGACAACAUAUUUUAUAUGUAAGGUCUAAUUCUUCCCUUUGGAUGAUGACAUUGAUGUAAAUAUCAUCAUAGGGGCCACCUGUACACACUCCUACAGCCGUCUAACAGGGACUGCAUCACCAGCUUAUGUUGUCAUACCCAUGCACAGGCCACUGUCCUUUAGAUAUUGUCCCUACCCUCUACUAGUGAUUGAUUUGGGAGGGGCAGCUUGAGCCAGAUGGAACCCACUCCCACCUCAUCCGUGAUGGACAUGCAAAUCCUCCCCACCUGAGAAACUAAUCAUACUCUGGUCACCUGCGUCAUAGUCUGGGCUUUCCUCUUCACCCGUUUUAUUUCCCUUUUAGUGUCCAGUGUUAUGACAGUAUGACUACUGGAAGACCAGCUAAGGCCAGACAUUAUGCUGGUGCUGUAUGCUUUGUUUCCCAUGUAACUAACAUUUACAUUGUUUGCAGGACUGUUACCUGCUCAAUGUUAUUCCUGUAGCAGUAUAACAGUGACACUGAGAGUAUUCCUUUUCAUUUAUCUGAAAACAACACCAACAAAUCUGAACCAUGGCUGGGAGCAAACCAUUUAUUUACUGCUGCUUUUCUACUUUGGAUUCUGUCUAAUUCGGUAUUUGAUUCAUACAGCAGUGAAAGAACUACAUUUGUUUAUACUGAACAAGGGUUUAUUUUGAAGCCUAUUAGCUCUUUGGCAGGAAUAUGUUUUGUAUUGGUACCGAUUUUACUUUUAAUAAGUGAUUUACUUGUAGUAACAAUUUCUUUAAACCGAUAGACAUCAUUUUACUUGGAUACCUGACCUAUUUUAUUUGUAUCUGCUAGUUUGAUGUUUUUUGGACUCCUGCGUUUGAUGCAGAACUGCUAACAUAUAGAUACUGACUUUCUUGCACUUCUUUAGUAAAAGUUUUAUAGAUUUAGUCCUUCUUAAGAGGCCAGAUUGAGAAAUGAUGGCAUUGUUCCUCCUCCUGUGUCUAGGUUCUGAGUUCAUUCAGGGGCUGCAGAAUAUCAGUGGUACCAUUUGAAAAGUUUACCUACUGAGGCCUGUCCUGUUUAGGACUUUAUCUAAGGAGUAAGAAUAUUGCUGGUAUUUCUAACAAUGCCAAGCCUUACCUAAGGCAAAAGACCAGUUGUGGCCACUUUGAUAACCAGCCCAUCUUCACUGCGUUCUUCCUUUAUAUACUAGCAUUCAGAAUGUCCCACGUAGUGUAGCAGGAGAGUGAGAUUUCAGUGGCACCAUUUCUGAACCUGUGGUGCUGCUUAUGCUCAAAGCACCUUCCUUUACUUUAUUGACUGCUUUUUUAAUCAAGUGGUAAAUAUCCUCAUUUUUGUAACUCCAGAGGAGUCUGAUAUAAACAAUUAUCUGGAAUUUGUAUAAUUCGUGCACGAUGCCUGUACUUAGAUGAUAGCUUCUUUUUGCAUAAUAAUCUAUGAAGCAUGUUGGAAUAUUCUCAUUUUCCGCAUCCUUCCCUCCUGCUGACAGGACGUAAGCACAUUUAAUAAAAGGGUGGAAAUGUUAGCUUUUCCUCCCUUUAUGGUGUUUGUUUUCCUGUAGGAAUGCAUGAGAAGGCUAACUGUGCAGUUUCCUCUUCCCAUACAGGAUUUGUUUAGAAGAAAAUUUAAGAAAGAAGCCUUGUUUAGUUCAUUUGUUUUUAGAUAUGCAUAGUCUCUCUGUAUGGCAAUGCCUGGUGGUAUCCUGUCCCUUUCUUUAUUCUCGUCUGUCAGUGGGACUGCAGCAGUGUGUCAGAGGCCAUUAUGAUCUUAUAAAGGAAGCAGAGUACAAUAAAAACAAGGAUGAAACAGAAAAUAGUACUGCUAUUAAGGUUUUAUUUUCUGUUUUCUCUGUGUAUAGGUUUGUCUGAGUCUCGAACACUAAUUAGAAGACAUACAAACUAGAUCUUUAAAUUCUUUUUACGCUCUAUUUUAUAUGGAGGCAAAACAAAUUUAUACUAAAAUGUGUAAAGUAAGCCACAUUCAGGGUCAUCUUAAGGCUACAUCUUUCUUUGAGGUCUGAAGACAGUGUGAAAAGCAAUGCCUUUCCCUUCUGUCUUUAGUUUCAGUCAGUAACUGUGUUCUGCAGAUUUGAUGUCUGCCUGUAGACACAGCCUGCCAUGGUAGGCAGAAGGUAGACUGUGCCACUUUCUCGCUUGUUAAUCGUAUGCAGAUAUUUGUCAUGCGUUGGAAAGGCCCUUGGAGAGUAGUUGGGGCAAAUGUAAAAUGUGGCCAUUAGAAUAAGCUACAAAUAUGGAAACCAAAGUUUUAAUUCCAUCCUCUGUUAUGUCUACCUCUUCAGUAGAUGACUAUAAAUACUUCUGUAAGUAAAUUCUAUUUACACACACUUUUCAAAUACAGUAUAUCUGCUGGUCUUCAGCUGGGCGUGCAAUCUGGUCAAAUCCUUUGCCUGUACUCCUGCAAUUUUCUAGGUGAGUAGGCUUUGAUCAACAAAAAAACUCCAGCUAAGCCUGAAAAAUAUUACCCUGGCCUUGCAGAUCUUUUUGUCUACCUUUCGAUACACAGUGGUCUGUUGCAGGACAUUAAUUUCCACGUCCACAUGAUAUUUAAACAAGCAAAAGGAAGCAAGGUUGGACCUUAUGUUUUUAAACUGCUGUACCGUGACAAGAGUUACUAGCAUAUCAGAAACUGGGUCACCAAAUAUGGAGCUAAACACAUCAGAGAUGUAAGUGGACAGGUUUGUAUGUAGUUAGAUUUAUCACUUAUAGGGAAAAUAUUUCUUCAGUAAAGGAUGCAAGCCAUUGAUGUAAAUGUAUUGCUUUGCACUCUCUUAUUAGCUGUCCUGUACUGUUGUACACUGCUAACAUGUGUGACAUGCCAGGUAAUGCUCCCCUUUGCUGGAGAAGUAAGUGUGGGAUGCCGUUCCUUUUCCACUUUCUUGCUCAUUAUUAAAUUUACACAGCUGUAGUUUCAUUUACUGCUUUUUACCUGCCUACUCUCCAGCUUUGUUUUUUCUUCUUUAUGUCUAACCUUUUUGUUGCAUUGUAGUAUGUUGUAUACUACCUUUCUUUUGUUGUUUCUUGUAAAUGUUUAUUCACCAG